AUGACCGCGACCAAAAUCCCCGUCGGCCUUCCCGUCAAGAACCCUACACAAGCAUACUGGCAAACCCCUACCCACCGCCUCAAAGACCACCGCACUACACCAAACCUCCCCUCAUCAUCCCAAUAUGUCAUCGUUGGCUCCGGUGUAACAGGCGCUUCUGUCGCCCACAAACUCCUCCUCUCAGACCCCACGGCUCAAAUCACACUUCUAGAAGCACGCACCACGGCUUCGGGGGCAAGUGGGCGCAAUGGUGGCCAUUGUCGCGGUGGUCGGUAUCUCGAGUUCAAGAAUCACGUCGAGAGGUUUGGCAAAGAUGAUGCGUUGAAAAUGGAUCAGUGGGAAGAAGACAAUGUGAAGAAUGUAGGGGCCUUCAUUAAAGAGCAUGGCAUUGAGUGUGAUUUGAGAGAUGUGGAAAGUGUGGAUGUUACGACGGAUGCGGGGGAAUUCCAGGACAUCCUCGAUGCGUUGAAGCUGCGAAAGGAGGUUGCUGGGAAAGCGGGAGUUGCGCUCUGGGAGCAUAAGAUUUGGAGUCAAGAAGACGCGAGAAAGGGCCUGUUGAUUCCGCAGGCUGUGGGCGCGGUCAGCUUUCCAGCGUAUGUUUUGAAUCCGUAUAGAUUCGUGUGUGCGCUGCUGGAAAUGAGUCUCGAGAAGGGGAUGAAUCUUCAGGCUAAUACACCAGUGGUUGAGGUCGCGAGACAGCACUCGGGAGAGAAGUGGAUUGUUUCUACGGAACGGGGUGAUGUGCAGGCUGAUCAUGUUAUCCUUGCAACUAAUGCUUAUACCUCUGCUCUGUAUCCUCCUGUGGCGGAUUUUAUCACUCCGACUAGAGGUCAGAUAGCAGCUAUACGCCCGGGUUCUAAUAUUGCGGGGAAUCCGGCACUAAAGAGAACUUGUCAAAUGAGCGAUGGGACUUCAGGGGAUUAUUUCCAGUCCAGGCAGGAACCAUUUAGUGGUGCUGGAGAUUUGAUCAUGGGAGGAGGUCGCCGCAUCUCUCCUACUGGGGAACAGCCAAUCCUCGACGAUUCAAAAAUCCACCCCGCCAUCUCCUCCUACCUCUCCAAAACAGUCCCGCCCAAGUAUUUUGGCCGCGAGACCUGGGGUGAGGAUGGGGAAGUCGUGAUGGAAUGGACGGGUAUCAUGGGAUAUACAAAAGACGAGCAGCCCAUCAUCGGCCAAGCGCCAGGACAAGAUGGGUUGUGGAUUUGCGCGGGGUUCCAUGGCCAUGGUAUGGCACUUACUUUCCAAGCUGCGGAAGCGCUUGUGGGGUUAUUGACGGGAAGGGAGGCAGAGGUUGAGAAAUGGUUGCCUGAUUGCUUCAAGAUUGCUCGUGUUCCGAGGAUUGGAUGA
Molecule: messenger RNA, 1347 nt
Organism: Lachnellula hyalina
Lineage: Eukaryota; Fungi; Ascomycota; Leotiomycetes; Helotiales; Lachnaceae
Product: putative oxidoreductase
Exons: 3
Coding region: 1-1347 (448 amino acids)
Cellular component (GO): cytoplasm
Molecular function (GO): oxidoreductase activity
Source: RefSeq, a predicted model, not a curated record